Molecule: messenger RNA, 891 nt
Organism: Strongylocentrotus purpuratus (purple sea urchin)
Lineage: Eukaryota; Metazoa; Echinodermata; Echinoidea; Camarodonta; Strongylocentrotidae
Gene: akap14
Product: A-kinase anchor protein 14
Exons: 4
Coding region: 46-621 (191 amino acids)
Cellular component (GO): cAMP-dependent protein kinase complex
Molecular function (GO): protein kinase A regulatory subunit binding
Source: RefSeq, a predicted model, not a curated record
ACCAGCAACCAUUGUCAACACUAUUUGGAAAGCAUAAAGAAAAAAAUGACUGGCAUCAAUACAGAGCUUGAGAUUCAGGCCCAUGCCCUCGUGGAUCGAGUGAUUGACAAUGCUCGGAAGCGGAUCGUCACUGAUCUAGGAGACACAUCCGAGAGCUUGAGUCGUCCCCUAUCUGAAAUCAAGACGUAUGAUAGCUUGCUAUACAGGGAGACAGAGGAGUAUGAGAUACCGAACAUAGAGUGGAUGACAAUUGAAGAAUUUAAUAUUGACCUGGGAACUACGAAGUUGGAUGAAUUUGUAAAGACCUGGGAGUACGACAACAGCUGGUUAUACUGCAUUGAUUUCCUGAGAGAGGAAGAUGACAAGUAUUGCAAGAAGUAUCGCUACCAGGUCCGAUGGAGCAUUCCUACCCGGAGAAAACCUGUCCCUCGAGCCACUGCCUGUGUGUACUUCACCUUAGAGGUCUCCAAAAUCAAACCUAAGACGUUUCCUGUAUCUGUAUACUAUGUGUUUGAGUCCAACCGUCUUGUUCACCAACCCGGUCAGUCCAGGUUCAGGGAUCGCUGGCUUAAAGACACCAUUGACACCAAGAUUCUAGUCAUGGACACCGUCACAUUCUGAAGAAACAUUAACAACAAACUCCAAAAGUGCAACAUUUUAUUUCUAAGGGACAAUUAUGACUACUACUAUAAAAAAUAAAUUAUGUUUUUAAAGGACAAUGUGACUACAGAUGUUGUGUCAGUAAACUUCUGUUGGAUACUGACAUUUUAAGGAAACAUUAAAACUGUAUAAGCAAGGUUUUAUCAAAAUAUAUCUUAAGGACAGUUGCGAGUAUGAAGGUCAUCUUAGCAAAUAAAAUUAAAAAUCCAUGCUCAUCACUCAAAAAAAAAA